CUCUUUCUCUCUUCGGAGACUCGUCCGAAUUCCUUCUUUCCCUGUCCAUCCGUCGAAACACCCUCUCUACGCUCCUUGCCUCCGGACGCAAGGUGCCACCAUGUUUACCGCACGCAGGAAAAUCCAGAAGGAGAAGGGUCUUGAGCCUGAUGAGGUCGAAGAAAAUGUAGCGCAGGCAUUGUUCGACCUGGAAACGACCAACCAGGAGCUGAAGAGUGAUCUGCGUGAUUUGUUUAUUAACUCCGCAAAGGAAGUGGAUGUUUCGAACAACAGGAAGGCCAUCAUCAUUCAUGUCCCGUACCGUCUGAGAAAGGCUUUCCAGAAGAUUCACGCUAGACUUGUUCGCGAGCUCGAGAAGAAGUUCAGCGGCAAGGAUGUAGUCAUCAUUGCUACCAGGCGCAUUUUGAAGCCACCAAAGAAGGGAACCGCCGCAUCCCGCCCAAGGAGCAGAACCCUGACCGCUGUGCAUGAGGCAAUUUUGGAGGAUUUGGUAUUCCCUACCGAAAUUGUGGGCAAGCGUGUUAGAUAUCGUCUUGAUGGAUCAAGGAUCAUGAGGGUGUACCUUGACCCUAAGGAGCGCAACACUACAGAGUACAAGCUGGAGACUUUCGGUGGAGUCUACAAGCGAUUGACAGGAAAGGAGGUUACCUUUGAGUACCCCGUACAAGAAACUGUUGCUGCAGCUUAGAAUGGGUUGGUGUUACCGGAUACUCCUUUAGCAAUGGCGGGUGUUCCAAGUUGUUCAAACCCGUUUUUUUUGCCGAGCACGGUCUCAUUUAAGAAAUUGUAUGCUCAAAUGAUUUUGACAUGUUCGGAGCCUUUGGUUAUAUGACAUGGUCUUUUAGAUCGGUCCGGAAAUCGGCCGUUUUCCGGAGUUAUAGUUCUAUGAGAAACUACAUUCAUCUAUGGUACUCACUAAUCUGGAAACCUAUGUACCAUGCUGGCCAACAGGUAAGCAAAAUUUUUCGGUGGUGCAAAUAGCAGCUUUUCCCUUACAUACUGCUACAUAAUCAAUCUCAUCCCCAUCAAAUGAAAGUCUUUCCAGUCGAUUCUCGUUUAGCUGAUU
Molecule: messenger RNA, 1066 nt
Organism: Marchantia polymorpha subsp. ruderalis
Lineage: Eukaryota; Viridiplantae; Streptophyta; Marchantiopsida; Marchantiales; Marchantiaceae
Source: the annotation of a GenBank genome assembly